This is a messenger RNA of Macroventuria anomochaeta, 1046 nucleotides long. RefSeq lists its product as uncharacterized. Lineage: Eukaryota; Fungi; Ascomycota; Dothideomycetes; Pleosporales; Didymellaceae. The transcript has a single exon. The coding region runs from base 118 to 936 and encodes 272 amino acids. The record is from RefSeq and is a predicted model, not a curated record.
CUUUAUCGUUCCUCUACCUGACUUCGUUGCCUUGUUUCACCAGGUAGCUCACCCCUGCAAUAGUCACUCCACGUAGCAAUAGCAGCAAGUCAUCAUCGCUCUCUAUCCUCCUCCAACAUGGUUGUUUUCGCCCCUCAUCCUCUGUGGCUGUUCAUACUGCUCUCUUCCUUCGUCAUGGCAGACAUAGACUUGACCGCCCGCUACGCUCUCAUAAACCCAUUACUUGGCUCUUCGCGCUCCUUGGCAUCAACGUCUCUCAAUGACUCCCUCCUCGUAGCCCCCAGUACUUCCGACUCUAGUCAGUCAUGGUACUUCACCUCGACCUCUUCCACGGACUACUACCGCCUACACACCGUAGCGAAAGGCGACCAAAACGCGCUCGACGUCGACAAUUACUAUGGCUCCAAUUCUAUCGAUAUGCACUUUUAUUAUGUCCAACCGCGCUCAGGCCAGUUUUGGAAAGUCAGUAAGCAGAGCGACGGGAGUGUGAAGAUCAGCAAUAAUUAUACCGGUUCGGACAUCUUUCUGGACAUCGACGAAUCGAAUCUCAAGCCAACACUGAGAGCAGGCGAUGGGGAAGGCACAAGAUGGACGCUGAGCAGUCCAGGGUCGACUCCCACGGCGACAGAUGUGACCACAUUGGCUUCGCCCUUGGCCACGACGAUGAGUACAGCGGUGUCGAUAUCUAGGUCUAGUGCUGUUAGUACUGGACCGGGGAGUACAUGUACUGUAGAGUGCUCAGCGACGAAUACGCCUUCACCAAAGCCGGGAAAGUUGUCCACCGGUGCGAUUGCUGGCAUAGUGGUUGGGGGUGCCAUCGUGUUGGGGGCGGUGGUUGGCUUGCUUUUGUACAGGCGCUGGAGGAACAGCAGAGCCGCUCAGCUGCCUGAUAGGCCGGCGCGGAUGACGAGUAACCCUAUGUUAAAUCUUAGAUGAAGAUAUCGGGCGUGAUAAUGUAAUUGUGGAAAUACCCAAAUCUCGCGCUGUGAGGGGUGCAUUAUCUCUUUGUUCGCUUCUUGUAGCAGUAUAGACUUGACAUGUGGGGU